CUUGGUCCAUGAAUUCUGCGCUUCGUCGGCGUAUGCGUCGAACUCAGAGAAAUCCAGGUCAUCAGGCUCUGAUUUUUCUACAAGCUCAAGCUCCUCGUGGGUUUGUGACAUAUCGGUGAUCGAUGCGUCCUCGAAACCGCUCAGAAGGUCUUCUAGGACGUCUUCGUCCAUGUCGACUUCGUCUCCUGCCUCUAUAAACGCCUGCGUCUGCAUGCGAUACAUCCCGCCAGUGGGCUGUUUUUUGGACGUUGUAGCAUGCUGUCCACCCUGGCUGUGUUCCAUGAGGUGAAGUUGAAGGACAAGUUACGGGAUUUCCUUAUUCGGCCGGACUAAACCCUGCUUCUGACCUUCGUGGCAACUCGCUUAAUCGCCCAUAAAGCCCCGCUCCAUGAUAGUUCACGCAUCCCUUCUCGCUUUCUUCGCCCUGGUGGUCAUGCUCGCGUUCAGGUAUCGCAGCCACCUGCAGGCCAGAGUGCACGCCCUUUUCCCUCGCCUGCAACAGUAUACUCCUCUCAGCACGUUUGAGGCCCAGGCCAAUGCUGGGCUCUCGAGUGCGGCAUUCGAUAUCGAGGCGAAUAUUCGGGAUGGAGAUUCAAGGGCUGGGUUGGAUGAGCGCGGGACGCAGGAGGUGUUGGAGAUCAUGCGACGAGAGCGUGUAGGCUUCGACCAAGCCAGGCUCAUUCGCCAGAACCAGAUCUUGGCGGCGAACGGCAUCGAUCCGUCUGGCAUGCCUCUCGAUUCGAAGGCGGUUACCCGUCUUUGAUUCUCACGACGUUAUAUCCUUUCCCAGCGUUCCUCCGCUGAUCUGCGUCUUCAUCGGACCCAUGGCCCGUGCUUUCUAUCUACUGUAUGCUGUUGUUGCUUUCUCUAGUCAUUGUCUUCUCUCCUUUGCGACUAUCAUCCGGUCAUCUCAUGUAUACUACCACCCCCUAUUGCCCCUUUGAUUGGCCGUAUAUUCACCUAGCAAGUCAUUCUGUGCGAUCGGAGUCAAACUUCGCCCGCCUCCCC
This is a messenger RNA of Punctularia strigosozonata HHB-11173 SS5, 1008 nucleotides long. RefSeq lists its product as uncharacterized. The transcript is spliced from 6 exons. The record is from RefSeq and is a predicted model, not a curated record. NCBI's taxonomy places the organism in Eukaryota, Fungi, Basidiomycota, Agaricomycetes, Corticiales, Punctulariaceae. The coding region runs from base 389 to 763 and encodes 124 amino acids.